CGGCGCACGGUCCAUGUCCGUUAACCUGGAGCGCGAGCGCAGCCCAACGGUGAAACUAAUAUCCCCGAGGGGAAGGGAGAGAAAAACGAAAUAAGUGCAAACUCAAGCUGAUGCCAAGGUGUGAAUCCUGACUGGGAGCGUGAUCCUUCUGCAAAUUAUAAAUAUAUGCACGCUCAUGCACAGAGUACAAGUGGCUGGAGAAUUCAAAGUGCGUUCCUGGGUUGCAGUGAAGGGCCAGCUCCAUGCAAAAUGCCUUGGUGUUUUGCAGCUUCUUUCUGACAGAUUGCAGCCGCUCACCUGGUGCUGAGAGGCUGACACGGGACAUUGACCCUGGAGGGGGCAGGGGCGGUGCUGCUGACGCCCCGAGAGCUGUAGCUUUCCUUACUUUUCCAUGAAGCCAGCAACUUUUGCGCCUGGGGCUCGGCAAACAUGAGUGAAGAGCGGUCGAGUUCCUCGGGCUGUGCCGGGGGCAGAGGGCGAGAGCGGGAGAAACUUCCAGUCAUCGUGACGGCGUCGCCAAGCUCCGAGCCGCCCGCGGCAGCAUUCGCGGGAUCUGAAAGAGCACCCAAAGUCCAAUUUCCAACUUUUUGCAGCUUUAUCUCCACCAUCAACCAGAAGCAGGAAACUAUUGCUGGCAUCAGUUCUCUCUCAAAACCUGCCUUGCCUAAUGCCAAACAUGUGCGAGACCUGCCACCCGUUAAUCCAGGCGUACGUCAAAAACAACGCAUCUCAAUAGAAAUUUUGCCUCCUGAAAUGAAAGCGCCCAUUCCUCCUGAACCUGCAGUUCCUCUUCGGACCAAAACUGUGGAGGAAUUUCUAAAAGAUGUAGAAAACGCCAAGAUUUCAGGAGAUUGGACAAUUGUACAUGAUUUUUAUUCAACAGCAUUUGAUUCUUUCCAGCAAAUUAAUGCAGCUUUCAAGCGACGUGCUAGUGCACCUUUCAACACAAUAGAUGAUCCAGGCAUUAAUGUUAAAUUAACAAACAGUGUCUAUGACACCUUACUGAACACACCUCAAGACAUCCAGAAAACAGUUCUGAAAGGCAUUAUUAAUAGUCUACUGAAGGAAUGGAAAGGACCACGGACAAAAGAUGAUCUGCGAGCUUAUUUUUUACUUGUGCAGAACCCUCAGUUUACGAAUACAUCAACAUACGUCAUCUAUGCUCAUUUAUUACGACAGACCGCCACCUUGUCUGAAGCGGACCAUCACUUUCUCGUCCACUGGUUUCAAAAAUUGCCCUUAAGGAGAUUUAAGCAAUUGGUAGAGUCAUUACUGCAGUUCGUAUCUUUACGUCUGUUUCCGGCAAAACCAGAUGACCUGCCACCAAUGGCAAAGUGUACUUGGUGGAUUCCUUCAGCAACAAGAGUCUUGGCUUUGCUCAAUGCAGCGAACAGUCUGGCAAAUCCUCCAAUUAUUCCUUUCACUGAUUUCUAUAACUCUACAUUGGAUCAUAUUGACCUCAUGGAGGAGUAUCGUAUCUGGCAGUGUUAUGGAAAUUCUCAUAGGUUUUCCUUCUGCCAGUUUCCUUUCAUUCUCUCCUUAACAGCGAAGAAAAUUAUUAUUCAGAGAGACUCUGAACAGCAGAUGAUUACAGUAGCUAGGCAAAGCUUGGUUGAUAAAGUUUCUCGUCGACAGAAGCCAGACAUGAACAUGCUUUUCCUAAAUGUUAAAGUGAGACGCGUGCAUCUGGUUAAUGAUUCACUGGAUGAGUUAACAAGGAAACAGGCAGAUUUAAAAAAGAAGUUGAAAGUCACCUUUGUUGGAGAAGCUGGAUUAGAUAUGGGCGGUCUCACCAAAGAGUGGUUUCUUCUGCUCAUUCGUCAGAUCUUCCAACCUGAUUAUGGAAUGUUUACAUAUCAAUGGGAUUCACGGUUUUAUUGGUUCAGUACCCUUAAAUGUGAAAGCUACUCUGAAUUUCGAUUAGUCGGAGCUUUGAUGGGUCUGGCUGUGUAUAAUAGUAUCACCCUGGACGUUCAGUUUCCACCCUGCUGCUAUAAGAAGCUGCUGAGUCCUCCUGUUGUUCCAUCCCAUCAGAAUGCUACUGUUGGUGUAGCAUCACUUACGCUUGAUGACCUGCGCCAACUUAUGCCAGACUUGGCUCAUGGACUUACAGCACUUAUAAAUUAUAAAGGCAAUAUUGAAGACGACUUUUGUUCCACAUUUCAAAUAUUUCAGGAAGAAUUUGGGAUCAUAAAAUCACACAACCUCAAACCAGGUGGUGACAAAAUCCCAGUAACCAAUCAGAACAGACAAGAAUAUGUGCAGCUGUAUAUUGAUUUUCUUCUCAACAAGUCCAUAUAUAAACAGUUUGCAGCAUUUUAUUAUGGGUUUCAUAGUGUAUGUGCCUCCAAUGCUUUAAUGCUACUGCUCCCAGAAGAAGUGGAAAUUCUUGUGUGUGGGAGCCCUGAGCUGGACAUUUAUGCACUGCAGAAGAUUACACAGUAUGAAGGUUAUUCCAAGAUGGACCCCACGAUACGGUACUUCUGGGAUGUGGUUUUAGGAUUCAGUCUUGAGUUCCAGAAACAACUUCUGCAUUUUACUACAGGAAGUGAUAGAGUUCCAGUUGGUGGACUCGCUGAUCUUAGUUUUAAAAUUACGAAGAUUGAUGUGCCCACUGAUUGGUUACCAGUUGCCCACACAUGUUUCAAUCAACUCUGCCUGCCCCCGUACAAGAAUAAGAAAGAACUUAAACAGAAGUUAACAAUUGCUAUUUCAAAUGCAGAGGGGUUUGGUCUGGAAUAAUAAGAAAACAACUCUACCACAACAUCUGCAUAGAGCUUUCAAUGUAGAAAAAUACGAUAAGAUCAGUGCAAUAUAUUUGCAGGAAAUGGUGUUUAUUUUCAAUGCACCUACAUUUUAAGGUUGUUCUAUUUAGUUUAGCUUUUUCCAGGCAAACUUCCCUUUUAUGGGUGAGCUGUAGAGAUCAAAACAAAAAGUGAUUACGUGCUGUGGGAUACUGUGAUGUUGAGGUUGGUUGGCUUGCCAGGCUGGUUUGUUGUUCCGCAGACAUUCUGUUACCAUGCUUGGUAACAUCCUCAGUGCAGCCUCUGAUGAAGCGUUAGUGUGUUCUCCUGCCUGGCUUUUACACUCUGGAGUCCGAUUCAGAUGAGUGAGUAUUAGUCAUAUCUUUCUGUAGCCAGUUGGUGUUCACGUACUCUUGUUGUUUGCUUCCUGUUUGUCCAAAGUAGUGUUUCACUCAACUCAAUCCACAUGGACAAGGAGAACCCCUACUUCGACUGGGACAUCACCAAGAUCCCGGGACGGACUAGGCAGAGACAAGCACAAGAACUCCUGGAAACGUGGCACUCCACAAAGCAGGCUAUUAAUAAAUAUAUUGAACUUGACCCCAUAUACAUUCCACUGUGGAGGAAACCCGGAAGUGAGGCAAUCCAUUGUAACGGACCCCAGAGUUUAAAAGCCAGGCCAGAAAACAGAUGUUUUAUUAGGGGCGGCAGUGUGGAUGUUACCAAGCUUGGUAAUGAAACAUCUGCAGAACAACAAACCAGCUUGGCGAGCCAACCAACCUCAACACCCACAACCAGAGCUACAAAUCUACUCCAAAACCUUAGAUACUGUGAUGUUUUGUAAUGUACGUUACCCUUGUUUUACAAAACUAAUGGCAAUUAAUAUUCAUUAGAAACUGUGAUUGUGUUCAGUUUUAAAUUUGUAUUAGAAUGGGCUUUGAGUGAUGAGAGAUCUCACCUCACGUCUUAUAGCUCCAGAUUUGUUGCAAACUACUUCUCAGAAUUGUAAGAUUUGUUUUUGAGAAUGUCCUAAAUUGGAAUUGUGAUCCAUUGAUCAUAGCAGCUAAACCAUUAAAUAAACAAAAUAGUGGUCCUGAACUCUGGGUGAGCUAAGGUAGUAAAAUCACCUUCUGAAUCUGGACAACAGUGCUAUGGAUUCAACAUCUUAGAGUUUUCUAGCCUUUUAAAACCUAGAACAGCAGCAAUGAGAUAAUGUAAGUGAGUUUCAGAAUCCUGGAGCUGAAUUUUCCCAGCCUUGUGGAAGUAGGUUUGGAAGGUGUGGGAGGGUAAUGGGGCAACUAAUGGUGACUGAAACUGUUUGCCUCAGGAUAAAUUGUCAGAGACUUACAGCCAGGGGCAUCAUGGAGCUGGGCAGGCAGUGUAGCCAAUUAAAACCCCAAUUGAGGGCCCUUUUGUAUUUGACUUACAACUUUCCUGGCAUUUCACCAGCACCCUGUUUGUGUUGGGAUGCUUACUAUGCUACGUAGGUGACCUCCGAAUGAGAAGUCAUGCUGACUGAUGUCCCUACACCCUCACUCAUUCACAAUAUGAAGCAAAAUCUAUAAAUGCAGCAUUCAUUCUGCAAAGCCUAAGUGCACAGCAAGACUAUUGAUUGGUAAAGAAACAAACACCAAGUAAACUGCCAAUAGCAUGUUCGUUAUCCUUUAAGAUUUUAAGCGCUGAAUGUUGCGCUACAUUAUCUGUCCUGUGAACCAUUUCUGCUUCCCUUUGCAGGAAUGACUUGAGACACAAGUAAAACUGGUCUUGGUCUCAGCAGCAACAUAACCUCAUUCCCACAAAGCAAGCCUACAAGGAGGUAGCGAAAAGCCAACGUCAUGUAUAGGUCAGGCAGCACUUGUGGAGAAAUAAAUGGUUAGUGGGCAAUGAUCAUUGGGAUCCCAAAGUCCAGCUCAAGUCAGGGGCAAGUAAACAGAAGUGGGCUGUGGCAGCAUUUUGUUUGCCAUCUUACAAGAGACAGCCAGUUAAGAAGCAGCCUCUUGGUUAAGGAUGGAGGGGGAACCAGGGAAUUAUCAUCCCCAAGAGGAAGGCCUGCAGCAAUCUCUGGCCGGAGAUGGGUAAGUUUAGCAUGCUUGCCUUCACUGCUGAGACCUUCGAGUAUUGGAGUUGCAACAUCAGGUUGUCCAGGACAUUGGUGAGGCCUUUUCAGGGGUACUGUGUCCAAUUAUAGGAAAGAUAUUAUUAAGUUAGAGAAGGUUUGGAAGAGAUUUAACAAGAUAUUGCUGGAAAUGGAGGGUUUGAGUCAUACAGGUGGAUUUGGCUGGGACUGGAGCAUAGGAGGUUGAGAGCUGACUUUAUAGAAGUUUAUAAAAUCAUGAGGAAUAUAGUUAAGGUGAAUGCUUUUUCCCUAGGAUGGAGGAAUUUCAAGACUAACAGGUAUGUUUUUAAGGUGAGCAGAAAGAGACUUGAAAAAGUUAUGAGGGGCAAUUCCCCCCCCCACCCCCCCGAGGGUGGUUCACAUGUGGAAUGAACUUCCUGAGGAAGUGGUGGAUGCAGGCACAGUUACAGCGCUUAGAAGACAUUUAGAUGAGUACAUGAAUAGGGAAAGAUAUGAGCCAGGAGCAAGCAGGUAGGACAGAUUUAGUUUGGGAUUAUGUUUGGCAUAGACUGGUUGGACCAAAGGGUCUGUUUCCAUGCUAUAUGACUCUGUGAACGUAAGGGCACCCCUGAGAUAAAGUGCAAAAAAAAAAGUAUUGCCAUAACUGCCAGGCCAUCGAUUAUAGAUGGGUAAUGUAAAGGAGGAUUCCAGCAGUGACACCAUGCAGGGAAUUAAUUGAGCUGAGCUGGCUACCUCUUGCUACCAGGCAGGAAGCUGGUACCAGUCAGACCCACCUCUUGUAAAAUCAUUUAGUGUUUUCGGGGACCUGCCCUGAUACUGAUUCUCUUAAAUUUCCUCUUGGUACUGCUUCCAAACAUGCCUCACUACUGGUGGAAAAAUUCAGCCCACUGUUUCAUCUGUGUUCAAGGAGGGGAAUUGCAGAUCUUUUUAUGGAAUAGACUUGUGCACUACUGACAGCAAGUUAAUGACAUUCUUGUCCAUAACCCCUUUAUUACUCAGUAAUGCGGUGCUGCAAUUUUCAGCUAUUAGUCCUUCUCAUGUACUUUACAAUUGCUUUGAAAAGGGACGUAAUUUUGUUGGCAUAUCAUUGAUGUUUCAUUCAUGUGAAAAAAACAUUCAUAAUACAUCACUGGUGCUCCAUUCUGAUAUAUCUAGAUUUCUGGCUGCUGACCCAUGUUGCAAAAUUCGAUAAGCUAUUAAUUAGAUAAUGUUGAUUUGAUUAGUUACUGCUGUGAUUUUGGAUUUAAUAAGACAGUGAUGAAGCAGCUAAUCUAGAGUUGUUCCUAUCUAAAUGUUAAAAUUGAAAUUGAUCAGUGUGAUGGCAAUAGUGUUAAGGGUCACAUGACCAGCUCAGACUAUAGUUGAUUUUUAUUUUAAAUGGCAACACCCCGGGGGUGGUGGGGGGGUGGGGUGUGCUGGUUGUGGUUAAAUAGACUUUUUUUGUUACUGUUAUUUCUGGGAUUGAGCUAACUGUUCUUUCUGAUGGAGGCGUUAGUUUUCAUCAAAAUGGGGCAGCUAGCUGAAGGUAAUGACAAUUUUUAGUUUGGAGUAGUCCUGUAGAGUACAGAGCAAACCUUCACCACGGAGGACUUAUUUUCCCUAUAUUUCACUUACGUUACAUAAGAUUUUUAACUGGAAAAUUUUAUAAAAUUUUCUAAAUGGAAGAUUUAUAUUAAGAAUCUAAUGAAAUUGAAUUUUUUUUUAGCAAAACGCUUGUUAACUUUAUAUCCAACUCAUGGUUGACGAAUUAAAUAUGAAAGUUUCUCUAUCUGGAAAUUGGUAAACUACGUGUAUUGCUGAAAGCAUUUACUAUUGCAUUUCCUACUAGAUGUACAGUAUACAUAAUGCACUCCAGAUGAAAAUGUUGUUUGAGAGUAAUAUAUACAUAAUACUGCAUCAUUAUUGCUUCUCGGACCUUAAAUGGUUAAGUUUUGUUUCAUAUCAUUUUUUCAUAGUGGAAACCCUUUUCAGCCCAUUGUGUUUCAUGCCAUUUCCAGCUCUACAAUAUGAUUCCAUUUUCCUGCUAUUUCCCUGCAUCUUAUUUUUUCCCCCACUGUUGGCUUAAAUGUAAAUGGUCCAGCUUCCAUGAUUAUUCAGCUAUUAUGUUCCACAUCAAAACGAUUUUACAUAAAAAAAUUGCUGACCUUAUUCUUCUUGCUUUCCAUGCUAAUCAUGAUUUAUGCCUCCAAAUUCACAAACGAGUGGAAAUGUUUCUUCUUUGGCUAUGAUCUCAAAUGCUUCCAAAAUUUUAUGAUGUGGAGGUGUUGGUGUUGGAAUGGGGUGGAUAAGGUUAGAAAUGACAUGACACCAGGUUAUAGUCCAACAGGUUUAUUUGAAAAUACAAGCUUUUGGAGCCUCGGUCCUCUUUCAAGUGUUUUAGUUUAAAAUUUUAAACACUUUUGUAGGAUCAUAUUUUCCUCAAUCUUUGGUGUUCCUGUGAUGUUGUGCUAGUUUUUCAAAUGCCUCAUUAUAGCUAACGCUGUACAUUCAUAAUAAUAUUUUAGUGAGUAUAUUUUUCCCAGUUUUUCAUGGUUCCAAUAAUAUAUCCAUAGCUCACAUCUCCAUAACGCUCAUCUCCAUGGCUCACGUCACCACCAACUGUAUAUGAUACCCCAACUAUGACCAAAACAGGACCUUAAUUAUAGGCAUCAUGUUCAGUAUCUCAAGGUAUGAAGUCUGAAGCCCAGAUUAUUUUUAAAACCACAAUGAAAAGCACAUUUUCCAUUGUGAUGAAAAUGCUGGCUAAAGUCUGGAAUCCCAAAUCUUGCCUCACACCCCAGUAUUAUUCCAGAAAGUAAAUGCAGGUGGGAUGGUCUGUAGUUUGCACAUGUGAAGUUCCCAGAAGCAGUGGCCAUUUAAAUGACAGCUGGUUCCAGGAAGUCGGAUAUUCCCUAGAGCACAGAGUGUGGAGAUCAGACCAGAUAAGAACAGAUCUGUUCUCCACACAUUUAUUCUGAAUAGCCAGGAUAUUCUGUCAAAGAGGUAAGAUGUACUUUUGUAUCUGGCUGUGGGACACCUUUUAGCAAUGCCAGUUACCCUUGAAGACAAGGCAGCCUUUGGGAGCAGUAAAGCACAUUUUUGGAAAGAUAAGACAGCUUUUGAGAUUGUGAAGAAUAAGCAUUCUUGUACAUAAAAGAUGCAUAAACAUAACGGAUGUGGGCAUCACUGGCAAUCAGUUAUUGCCCUUGAGAAAGCAUUGGUAACUUCCUUUCUUGGAUCUUAAUACUACCCUGGAGGCAGUUCUGGGAUUUUGACCCAACAACUGUGAAGGAACAGCAAAAUAGUUACAAGUUGGGAUGGUGUGUGACUUUGAGGGGGAAUUGUAGAUGGUAGUGUUGUUGUGUAUGUGUGCUUCUUGCCCUUCUAGGUGGUAAAGGUUGCAGGUUUGGAAGAUGCAGACAUAGGAGCCUUAGUGAGUCACUGCAGUGAUCUUGGAGACAGUACACACUACAGGGCACUGUGCAUUUGUGGUGAAGAGAGCAAUAUGGUGAAUGGGAAACCAAUCCAGUGAACUGCUUUAUCCAAAAAUGUUAGCAAACUACUUGAGUGGUGUUGGAGCUGCAACUGUCAAGGUAAGUGGGGAAUGUACCACAAAACUUCUGAUUUGGAGACAAUGGACAUACAUUAGGGAGACAGGAGGUUGGUAUGCAUUAAAGAAUUUCUAGUCUCAGAUUUUGUUCUUCUAGCUGCAGUAUUUAUAUCCAAACAUUUUUUUUUUUGAGAAAAUUUGUAGCUUGGGUUAUGGAUGAGAUUGUAAGCUUGCUCACUGAGCCGGUGUGUUUGUUUGCAGACCCACUUGUUAUUUAUAUGCCUCAGUUUGCUAGAGUCGUUGGCAUCACUUUCGGUUCUGUUUUAGUUCAAUGGUUUGUAUAUUGGGUCCAGUUCAAUGUGUUUUUUGAUGGAGUUCCGGUUGGAAUGCCAGGCCUUCAGGAAUUCCCUGACGUAUCUCUGUUUGGCUUGUGCUAUUACAGAUGUGUUGUCCUAGUCGAAUUUUUGUCCUCCUUUGUCCAUGUGUGUUGAGACCAGUGAGAAUCGGUUGUGUCUCUUGGUGGCUAGUUCGUGUUCGUGUAUCCUUAUUGUCAGUUUUCUUCCAGUUUGGCCUAUGUAAGGUAGUAUUUACAGCUCAGUUUCUGGUAAUAGUGACCACCAGACUGUUGAUACUGGGGGUUCAGCAAUGAUAAUACUAUUGAACAUAAAGGGGAGAUGGUUAGAUUCUCUCGCUAAAGAUGGACGUCUGGCACUUGUGUGAUACAAAUGUUAAGCCUUGAAACUGUCCAGGCCUUGCUGCAUAUGGAAACAAAUCGUAUCAGUAUGUGAGGAAUCGCAAAUGGUGCUGAAUUUUGUGCCAUCGUCAUUCCCACAUUUGAUCUUAUCAUGAAAGGAAGAUCACUGUUGAAAAGUACCUGAAAAUGGUUGCGUCUGGAUCAUUACCUGAGGAAUUUCUGCAGUGAUGUCCAAUGGACUAUGAUUAUUUGUGUAUAACAACCACAACCAAUUUCAAAGUUGUUAGGCAUGACUCCAGCAAUUGGAGAGUUUUCCUCCUGAGACCCAUUAACUCCAGUUUUGCUAGGGUUCCUUGAUGCCAUUUUCAGUUAAAUGCUGUCUUGAUGUCAAAGGUAGUCACUGUCACCUCAUCUCUAGAGUUAAGCUCUUUUAUCCAUAUUUGGGCCAGUACUGUAAAUUAGAUCAAGAGCUGACUGGCUCUGAUGAAACCAAAAAGUGAGCCUGUUUCUACUGAAUAGGUGCACUUUUGACAAAACCUUCUCUGGUAACUGGGAUAGUGAUUUGCACUACCAAAGCUGUCAACAAACAGUCCACAAAAAUAUGUGGUGUUUUAGGAAAAUGUCUUCUCGCAUUCCUGUUGACAGGAAUGAACUGUCAUGAAAUGUGUACUGCAUGACUGACUUUCCCAGACUUCACUUCCUGUCACUUUCUCAAUGGAGCACCUAUCAAGGGAACAUUUUGAUAGGAUGAACAUUUUGAAUGUUUCUUGAAGGAAUUUUAACAUAUUGAACAUUUUUGUAUCAAUAGGGUCUUUUUUUCCCCCAAAAUGACAUCAUUUAACAUAACUUUAUUUCUGUCAGUAUGCCCAUGCUGAAUAAUAGAUAGAUAAAGAGGAAAACACAAGGAGGGUGGAAAGUGGGGUGUGGAAGGGGUAGUUAUGAAUUAGCAUGGGGCUGUAAAGGGCUGUAGGGAUUAUUGGGGGCAUCGGGCAUAUGUUGAACCAUGGGAGAUGGGUUAAUGGGCAUUGGGUGUCAUGGGUUAUCCGAGACCAUGGUGGGAAAAGGAUGAUGGAUGAUUGGCACAGGAGAUAAGAGGAGCCAUAGGUUUGGCUAUAAGGACAUAAGUUGGCACUUAGGCCAUGAGGGUGUAUGGAGAACAUGCAGAGUGAAGGGAUGAGAGCAAGAUGGAAGUCAUAUGUUUUAAUCUUUAACUUUAAACUAUGAACACAGUGCUAGAACAUAAGCAUAGGUUCCUAUCUAUCCUACCUCAGAAACUAGCAGCUUUUUCCCCUUUUUGUUUGGUCACCUAGCCCGACCUUGAAUGGAAAAUGUAAAUUGAAUAUGGUCAUUUUACAGGUCACAUUUGUGGAGCAGAGAUUGUCUCCUGCUCUGCAUGCUUGAUCAAGAAUCAAAAAAUCAGGGCCUGAUUGUAGAUAGAUAAAGUCAUUACAAACUUGGAUAUUAAAGGGUUUAAAUUUUCAGAGGAAAGAUACAAUGAUAAGUUAGUAUAAGACUAGUUAACUCGAGGCUUUGGUGCCUUGUCAUAGAAAAGGCAUUUACACAAUUUCCUGUCUAGCUUCACUAGGGUUGAGGAACUGUAAUUAUGUGAAGAAACUUGAGAUAACAGGAUUAUUUUCUCUGUUGCAAAGAAAGCUAAGAGAGGGUAUUUUAUCAGAUAUAGUAUUGAGGUUUCGUUUUCAUGGAUGUAGGCUCUCCAGGCUUUUUAAAUCAAUCAACAGUGCUGUGAAAAUGUUCUUUCCCCCAUGUACAGAUGUUGAUUACUCUUUCUUAUAAUCUAUUUUACUAACUGCUUUCUCUUGGAGAAAAUAUCCAAAAUGCACUAAGCUUUUUAUUGGAUAUCCAGUUUUAGCACUGUUUCACACCCAUUUUCCUUCCAAUAUAUCUUUAAUAUGGGCUCAACACUACACCAAGAAGAGGAAUUAGCAGUAAGAAAAGACAGUUUACUUUCACUUGCCUUCAGAACAAUUUGUUUACGAGCAUGUAUAUUAACCACUUCAUUGAAGAUUUACAGCAGAUUUACCAUUAACAACUAGACUUUUCCAGUUUUUAUUCAAUUUUUCAUAUUUAAAAAUUGUGAUCCAGUCUGGACACCACCAGGUACGUCAAAUUUAAGAAAGACAGGCCACAUAACUCAUGCUGCACACAUUGAAAACAAUCUUUUUGCAGUAUUUGAAUCUGGUGCAAUUGCCCUAGUCUGGUUUUCACUCUACUCAAGUAAUUUUGGCACUUUGUUAUCAGUAGGAAAGCAGUUCAUUGAGAAAUGGUAACCAUUCAGUAUGGCACUGUGUAAUAAUAGAAUUGUUGUUCAUAAUACUACAGGACUUAUUGAUAUGCUGUUUUAUUUAUCACUAUAGAUUUUGUGAACAGAUCAGAUAUAUUUCUUUUUGCACUUGAAUGCUAAUUUUGUAGUGGAUUUUAAUAAAUUGGUUUAGAAAAUUGAUUUUUGUUCCAUAAGGUUAUCUGCAUUAUAUCAUUGUCCAUGUCAUUUAUUUUAGAAAUGUUCGUUUAAGUAUCUCAGUCGGAACUUCAUUAGUUCAGUUAGGUUUUUACAUAAUAAAACAUGGUCACACCACAGCAACAAGGGAGUGAAUUUUCCCAAGAUCAGAGACAGAUUUAGUGCCAUGAGGAUAAAGGCUGGUAACCUGUCAUCUUUCUGCCUGUUUGGAUUUACUAAAUGGGUGCCAAUGAGGUCAAAAUCUGUGGGUGAAAUGUGCAGCCAGUUAGGAAGCCAAUAAGAGCUAUUUGACCAGUGCAAUGGCUCUCUUUCCAAUUGAUUAGAUUAGAUUAGAUUCCCUACAGUGUGGAAACAGGCCCUUUGGCCCAACAAGUCCACACCGACCCUUGCAGCAUCCCAACCAGACCCAGACCCAUCCCCCUAUAACCCACACAACCCUGAACUCUACGGGCAAUUUAGCAUGGCCGAUCCACCUAGCCUGCACAUCUUUUGGACUGUGCGAGGAAACCUGAGCACCCGGAGGAAACCCACACAGACACUGGGAGAAUUGCACAUAAGUCUCUGUGUCUCAGAAACUCAACAGUGUGCACAGCAGGCAGUCGUUGAGGGCUCAACCUGCCAUUAUUACAGCACUAUAACUCUGCAUAUUUUGCAGCAAGAUAAACCUGGUGCCAUUCCAUGGAAUUCGGCCUUCUCCCCUCUUCCUUGCUCACCCAGCCCAGUUCAGCUCUCACCCCAUGCAGGCUCCAUGUAUUCCGAAAAGAGCACCUCCAUCUAUACCCUCACAGCUUUCAUGUAAUCUCUAGUGACAGGUCUGUGAAUCAUGAGGCUUCACUUGCAUUUUCUGUAUGUCUUCGUUCACGCGUUGCUUCAGUGAAAUUGCUGUACUGUGUGAUAACAGUAUCUAUUUAAGCAGUCAUUCUGAUUUAGACUCUAACUGUUCUUCCCACUCACUGCUCCCAAUUGCAUGCCAGUACUGGAUGUGCUGUUGUAAUUAGCUAGGCACAUCGAGAUUCAGCAGAAAUGGUCCAUGAUUAUCAGGAUUGGGUUGCUGAUCCAGACUUUAACCCAAAUCUUUGGGACUGUUUCCUACUGACUGAACUUCUAACAAUGUCUGUUUGAACAACAGUUUGAUGAUAGAGAUGUUGAAAAAUGUA
Stegostoma tigrinum is the source of this 12677-nucleotide messenger RNA. It is a transcript of the gene hectd2, whose product is annotated as HECT domain containing 2. Gene Ontology annotation, molecular function: ubiquitin protein ligase activity. The transcript is spliced from 21 exons. The record is from RefSeq and is a predicted model, not a curated record. Gene Ontology annotation, biological process: protein polyubiquitination. Lineage: Eukaryota; Metazoa; Chordata; Chondrichthyes; Orectolobiformes; Stegostomatidae. Bases 430 to 2742 code for a protein of 770 amino acids.